This is a messenger RNA of Paramecium tetraurelia, 228 nucleotides long. RefSeq lists its product as uncharacterized. The record is from RefSeq and is a predicted model, not a curated record. The transcript has a single exon. NCBI's taxonomy places the organism in Eukaryota, Ciliophora, Oligohymenophorea, Peniculida, Parameciidae.
AUGCAAAUAGAAGCUGAGAGCAACAUAAACAUUUAAGAGAUUUACGAAUCCAUGGUGAGCCAAUAGUUUAAUAUUGCAAUAUUGAGACAAUGGGAGAAGGAGUGGUUACUGGAGAAUUACUUAUUUCCCCAGAUCAAGAAUAAUGAAUAGUAUCUUUAGAAUAAUAAGUAGAUUAUCAAAAGAGCUUGUAUUUACUACAAUAGCGAUUUUAAAUUUAAAAUAGCUUGA